UCUCGUUUGUUCCAGACUCCUUGAGCCUCAUCCUCGUAAAAUUGCUGUGCAUGCCAAUUCGAACGGUGUCCACCUAGUGUUGUACAUUACGUCUACAUAGUACUAACGCUCUCUCAAGCCUUUGACGGGAGGUUUGGCAAUGUACAAUGACAAGCCAAUCACAAAGUUGUGUUCGUUCAGCAGCACGGGGGCGGGGCAACCCAGCUGGUCUAUAUAGCUCUUUGCGGUGUGACAUAGGUCAGAACUCAGGGCAGUACAUUAGAUGUUACUCCGGUUAUAUCACUCCUCAAUCGUAGCUGAGGCCUCCGAGCACAAUCGUGAGGGUAUUGGUUCGUGUGGAUUGAAUCCCGAGAUCUCGAUCGCUUUUGACUCUUGGGUGGAAUCCUUAUCUCUUGGCUCCUGGAAAUAAGUUACUGCUAUGGGCUUGUUUGUGAAUGAACAUGUGCAUGAUGAAAGCAAACAACUGUUGUAUGUGGAUGCAAUGCACUUGCUUUGCAUGAAGACAUAAUACGCAUAUGGGAAUAUAUUCCCACGGAUCCCAGACGCUCAUGCCCACGUAUAACUUCAGUGUCGUCGAAGUAGGACGACAUUCAAUCUUGGUUUUCUCCUCUACCUUAAUUUCAUUGGCAACGGAGUCUCUCUAAGAGCUCUUUUGCCCGGUAUAUCGUCUUAGGCUCAGUGCUCUUCGGACACCCGUAACUUCUCAUUCAUCAUGGCCCUUUCCGCUGCAGACCUCCAGAGGAGGCAUGAGCUCGAGGGUGCUCCGGACCCUUUCCCUUCUCUGGUAGACUCAAAUCCCGCGGCACCUGCACCUUCAAAUGGCCAUAUCGACACUGACUCCGCUGAGGCUUUCCCAUCUUUGGCACCUGCGCCUGCUGCAGUCUCUAAGACUCCCUCCUCCGGUUGGGGUGCUGCUCCACCUCGCAUCAGGGCUACCGUUUCAAAGCAGCCAUUGAUCUCCGAGUCUUUCACUAUUCCUGCCGUCGAUCUCUCCACCGCAGGCAAGGAUGGCAAACCCACGUCUCUCGGUGAAGUUAUGAGACAGGUCAUCGCUCAGUACAAGGUCAAGAUCGAGGCAUCUACUAACCAGAAGUCCCGUCAAACCACUUUCUUCCUCAAGUCUGAGUCUCAGAAGGAACUUGACAAGGCUAAAAGGACUUUGUUGGCUUUGCUUAGUCCCACUAUUACUUUGGUACUCCCCGCUCCGGCUUCCACCAUUCCUACCAUUAUUGGUCCCAAAGGAUCUACGAUCAAACAAAUCCGUGACCAGACCGGUGUGAAGAUUGACGUUCCCCCCAAGGAAGCCCUUCAGACAAACGGGCACGCCAAUGGCGCUUCUGCUGACCCUUCUCGCACUGCGACACCUCUCCCGGUUGGUAAUGAUGACGAGGACGAGCCCACGAUCCCCAUUACUAUUAUCGGUCCCCAACCGUUGGCUUAUGAGGCUCAGGCUCUUUUGAACGAGAUCAUUGCAUCCAAGAGAUCCCGCACUACCCAACGCGUCCGUGACAUCCCUACUCAUAUUCUUCCUUUCAUUGUUCCCCGUCGCAGCAAAUUCCAAGAGGCCGCAGCCGGUUCCGAUGUGUCACUUACUUUGAAUCAGACGGCCCGGGAGAUCACUGUGAGCGGCGAACGUGAAGGUGUCGUGCGUGUUGUGGAUUCCAUCAAGUCUGCAGUGGAAUACUUUACCAACGAGGUUACGUCACUUACGAUGACUCUCCCUAAGAGACAGCACAGGCUUCUUACCGGUAAGGGUGCAGAGGAGAUUAUGGCUAAGAGCAAAUGCGCAGUUAUUGUCGCUAAGCUUGAAGAGCCCGGCGAUGAGAUAACGGUUUACGGACGAGCCGCUGAUCUUCCAGCUGGUUUGGGUGCCGUCAUGGAGAAGGCCAACUCUGCUUACAUUCACGAGUUCCCUCUUCCUGGCCCCAUCAAUGUCUCCCGGCAGCUUCUCACUUACAUGAAUCGUGUUGGAUACCCCAAGACACUUAGCGCGGCUCACCCUGGUAUUUCGGUCUAUACCCCUCACCCCGCCACGGUUGCGAAAGCUCAGGUUUUGAACGUUGACAUUGUUGGUGACAAACCCGCAGUUGACGCUGCUGUGAGCGAGGUCUCAGCCUUGAUCGGCAAGCUAUAUGGCGCAACGAAGGAGGUUGCCAUUGACUGGCUCGUUCACCGAAUCGUUAACUCAAACAAGAAUGCGAAAAAGAUCAAGGGCUUCCAUGACGCGCACAACGUCUUGGUUUUCUUCCCUCCUGAGUCUGAGGAACAGUCCUCUGUCCUUCUCGUCUAUGAUCCUUUUUCUCCUUCUGCCUCUCCUUCCCCCGUUGACAAGUCCAAGAGUCUCGAGGACGUAGAGAAAGAAAUCUUGAAGCUGGCGAAAGAUGCUGCCGAUGUCAAAACCUCUACCGUUCCUGUCGAUAAGAAGUGGCAUGAAUUCGUCGUCGGAAAAGAUGGCACUACUCUUAACGCAAUCAUUGGUGAAGACAAGACUUUGUCCGUCAAGGUCGGUGCCGAGGCUGGUGAUGCAUCUACCGAAGACAUCAUUCUGGUUCGCGGUAUCAGUCAAGACGUGGACCGCGCCGUCAAGGAAAUCCAGAAGAUCGUCGAGGAUGCCAAGAACGACGAGAUCGUCAGCAGCUACGUCACCGAGUUCGAGAUCGACCGUGAAUUCGUUGGACGUAUUGUUGGUGCUCAAGGUGCUGGCGUCAACAAGCUCCGUGACCUCCUUGGUGUCAAGAUCGACUUCUCUACUGAUCCUGACGAGAAGGAGGAGAAGACUAGCAAGAAGAAGAAGGCCGUUCACCAGAAGGCCAAGGUCAAGAUUGUUGGUCGCAAGGAAAACGUUGAAGAAGCCAAGAAGCGCAUCAUAACCCAGGCUGAUAGGCUUGCCGAUGAGACUUCGGAAGUCCUGAAGAUUCCUCACCAAUAUCAUUCGGGACUGAUUGGCCAGAGUGGCAAGUACGUUAUCCGCCUCGAGGAGAAAUACGGUGUCAAGAUUACCUUCCCUCGCGAGUCUGCGGAGAACGGUGAGGGCAAGACUAGGGAAUCCAUUAAGCCCGACGAGGUCCUCAUCAAGGGAGGAAAGAAGGGUGUUGCUGGUGCUAAGUCGGAGCUCCUCGACGCUGUCGAUUUCGAGAAGGAAUCCAACAAUGUCAUCAAGUUCACUGUCCCUACUCGCUCAGUCGCUCGCAUCCUCGGCAGGUCUGGUGCUACUAUCAAUGAGAUCAAGGACAACACUGGCGCACAAAUUGAUGUUGACAAGGCUUCUGAGGACUCUUCCGUUACUAACAUCGCCGUUCGUGGUACCAAGGCUGCCAUUGCCGAAGCUAAGGCCGCCAUCCUCUCUAUUUCCAACCAGGUUACCGAGGAAACUACCGACUCUGUCCAUGUGGAGAGCAGGUUCCACCGUACUUUGAUUGGUGCUGGUGGCCAAGGCUUGCGGGACCUUAUAGCUCGCAGCGGCGGUCCUACUGACCCCAAGGUUCAAGCUGGCCUCAUCCGAUUCCCUCGUCAAGGUGAACCCUCCGACGAGGUUCGCCUUCGUGGUGAUCCCAAGGUGGUAGCCCGAUUGAAGGCGGAGUUAGAGAAGACCGUUGCUGGACUCAGAGACCGGGUCGUUCUCGGUGUCGAGAUUCCAGCCGCACAGCAUCGUGUCUUCAUCGGUCGUGGUGGUCAACACUUGAAUGACCUUCAGGCCAAGACUGGAGCUCAGAUCCAGUUCCCUGGUUCUCGUUCGUAUCAAUCUGUGGGGGAGCCCGAGAACGCUACGGAUUUGGCUGACGUUGAGCCUGCAAACCUCGUCAAGGUGUCUGGUCCUCGUGCGGCUUGUGAAAAAGCAGUUGAGGAGCUUAAGAGUCAAGUCAAGCCUCCUCAAGCUGAGAUUGUUGGUAGCCUCACGGUUCCUCUUAAGUACCACUACGCCGUCACUCAGCAGGGUAAUCUCUUCCGUACCUUGCGCUCAUUCGGUGUCCACGUGGAACAGUCAAAGCUACCCCAGAAGCCGGCCGUUCCACCCACUCCUGCUCCUCAGUCUGACUCGUCCGCUCGUAUUGACGACGCCGACGACUCCGCGCCUGCCGUGGAGGCUCAAUGGCAGGUCGUUCCGAACUACCAGGAUGCUGAGGCAGGCGAAUCCGAGUGGACUUUUAAGGCUCGCGAUCAGGCUAGUCUUGACAGGGCUAUCAAGUUGGUCCAGGAUGCAGUCGAGCACGCCGAGAAGAUGACGCAUGUUGGAUUCUUGACUCUUCCUGACCGUUCCUCAUUCCCUCGGAUUGUUGGCUCCAAAGGAGCGAACGUUGCUCGCCUUCGCGCCGAGAGUGGUGCCGAUAUUACUGUCAGUCGCGAAGACAGCACUGUCGUCAUCGUUGGUUCUGAGUCUGCUAUCGAGGCUGCCAAGAAUGCCAUUCUCAAAAUGUCCUCCUCCCGCCCUCGCGGUCGUCGUGACGCCUAGUUUCUUUGUUAUUCAUCGUUUUGCUUUUUUUGCACUGUAAGGGUAGGAUUGGGAUUACAUAGCUAACCGCGAACAAUUGAUACCUCAUUGCAUGACCUAAUGGUGCAGAAGAUGUGAUAACCACUAAUACAAUACACAAGAAAUAGAAUGAUAGCGAUAGCAGAGCAUGAAUGGAAUGAGGGAAAUGUAUCGAUACAUGUACAUGAAAUAAUUAGACGUCAACGGGAGCUCCAUCAAGAUCAUUGUCCAUGGGCUCUCCAUCAACAUCUUCAUCUGCUAUGGGUUGACCAUCGAGGUCCUCCAUAGGCUCGCCGUCCAGGUCAUUGAGGGGUUCACCGUCCACAUCAGCAGGGAGUGGUUCCCCAUCAACAUCGUCCACAGGCAUGCCAUCUAUAUCGCUUCCCUCAUCCAUGGGCUCGCCUUCGUCCUCG
Molecule: messenger RNA, 4881 nt
Organism: Somion occarium
Lineage: Eukaryota; Fungi; Basidiomycota; Agaricomycetes; Polyporales; Cerrenaceae
Source: the annotation of a GenBank genome assembly